CUGGCCACAUAAAUGGUAUCAGAUGGAAACUCCUCACCCUGCUAUGCAGAUGAGAGCGGGGGUGCUGCUGCGCUAAAGCUCGCCAUCCGUGACCUGCUGGAAACGUGGGAGGACACGCAUGUCAGCCAGAGCCCCCAGAGUAACCAGACCUACCAGAGCCUGCCCCGCAGCUGCAAGCAAAUUAAAGCCACCCAGAUCGGGGCUAGAGGCCUCCACCAUGCACAGGAGCUGCCGGCAGAGAAAACCUUGUCAGGGAUCCUGCUGCCUCGUCAGUGUCUGGCUGGUCUCCCCCAGCAGAGAAUUUCAGAGACACAAGUGGCACAGAGGCGCCCAACUCCCAUUGCCCAGCAUGUGCCUCUGAAAAUCUCCCCCCUCCUCUAUGGACCCUGGCAUAAGUCUCAGCUGAAGGAACGGCGUGCAGGACUCCGACAGGGAGGCCAGAGGAACCCUGAUUAUUACGAUCUGCAAGCCCGGGACCUGUCUGUGUGGCACGUAAACAACAAGACACCCCUGAAGGAAUGGAAGAACAGGUCCAUCCUGAGGUACCACACCGAGACUGGCUUCCUGUCCUCAGAGUGGGGGAACCUCCUCAGACUCUACCAGAAAUACCCAGUGAAAUACGGUGCUGGUGUCUGCAAGACCAACAAUGGCCCCGCUGUGCCCAUCAUCUACGACUAUGGCGAUGCCCAGCAAACCUCCAGCUAUUACUUUCCAAAUGGCCGAACUGAAUUCGUUCCCGGCUACAUCCAGUUCAGUGUAUUUAAUUCUGAGAAGGCGGCCAUGGCUCUGUGUGCUGGGGUGAAAGUCACCGGCUGUAACACCGAACAUCACUGCAUGGGUGGAGGAGGGUUCUUCCCAGAAGGGAACCCGGUUCAGUGUGGCGAUUUCCCUUCCUUUGACUGGAACGGCUACGGAACCCAUCAGCACUGGAGCGUAUCCAAGGAGAUGAUUGAAUCAGCAGUGCUGCUGUUCUACCGCUGAGUCCGGAAAGGCUGACGUGCCCCAGUGAACGACACUGCUUUGCUCCAGCCAGAGCUAUUCCCUGGCUUUGAAUGCAGACGUCUGCCACGCAAAUAAAGAAUUUGAAGUGGGCUGG
Dermochelys coriacea (leatherback sea turtle) is the source of this 1096-nucleotide messenger RNA. It is a transcript of the gene ITLN1, whose product is annotated as intelectin 1. Lineage: Eukaryota; Metazoa; Chordata; Testudines; Dermochelyidae. The record is from RefSeq and is a predicted model, not a curated record. Gene Ontology annotation, molecular function: oligosaccharide binding.